Molecule: messenger RNA, 1603 nt
Organism: Durio zibethinus
Lineage: Eukaryota; Viridiplantae; Streptophyta; Magnoliopsida; Malvales; Malvaceae
Source: RefSeq, a predicted model, not a curated record
GUCCCAUUUAUGUUUGAAAUUGGAUGCAAAGUGCCAAGGAAAAUCUCCAAUACAACGCUUGGUCGAGUGCUCCUUAGUCCAUCCAUGAAACCACCCUCGAUUCCACUCCAAUUCUGUUGGCUCAUUCUUGGCUCUUGACUCUUGAUGCCAUUGCCACGACCCUUGGUUUCUUUUCUACCCGCCAAGCCCAACCAUGAAACCACCUUCUCCUUUCAAUUUGGCCCCCAAACCCCUCAGAACCACGAUUCCACUGACGCAAUUCUACAACAAUUCUUGCAAAUUGGGACCAAGUUUCAAAAGGGUAUCUAAACUUGAGCCUCAUGUCGCUAAAUUCCCAGCCAGCAAAAGCUCUGAGAGUCAAAUCCCAUUAGUAGCCAUUGCCGCAACCAACUCCCAAUUGGACAGCGAUGUUUUUCAAGGCUCAUCUAACAAGUUGGAAGCCAUAGAGGAGGACAUAGAGAAGGUCAUUUAUCGAUGUCGGUUUUUGACUAUUCUGGCUGUUUUUGGGUCUUUAACAGGAUCAUUUCUUUGUUUCGUCAAGGGUUGCACUUAUAUUAUGUCAUCUUUCAUGGAAUAUUUUGUGAAUCGUGGCAAAGUGAUUUUUUUGCUGGUUGAGGCCAUAGGUGAAGAUGUCUAUCUACUGGGAACAGUAAUGCUGGUUUUUGGAAUGGGUCUUUAUGAGCUCUUUGUCUGCAAUCUUGAUAUAGCAAAAUCACAAACAAAGGAAAAGAUUUCAUCCACAUCAAAUCUCUUUGGCUUGUUUGCUUUAAAGGAACGACCGAGAUGGUUAGAAAUAAAAUCUGUGAGUGAACUGAAAACCAAACUCGGGCAUGUAAUAGUGAUGCUUCUUCUAAUAGGAUUUUUUGAGAAGUGCAAGAAGGCUGUUAUAAACACUCCUGUGGAUUUGCUUUGCUUCUCAGCAUCUGUCCUUCUAUCAUCAGGUUGCCUGUUUUUGCUAUCUAAGCUCAAUGGCUCUACAUGAAUGUUCUGUAAAGACAUUAGUUAGGCAAAGCUAACUUUGAAAAAAAAAAAUGUAAAUAUAUAUGUUAGAAACAACGUGUUGUUCCUGAUAUGUAUUAUUUCUAAACUAUCUAACGCACUUAAAAAUUGUCAUUAUUCGUAAUCUUAUGUUUGAAGCCAAGGGGGGUUUAGCAUUUUAGAACAGCGAAAAGAAAACAGUUUUGCCUAAAUUACACAACCGCAUGGUGAUGCCUUUUAUCUACAUUUACAAUCAACAUGACAGUUGGUAUUAUUGGCUUUGAUUUACUCAUCAUCCUAUAUACUUAUAGUAUAUAUGUCGUUAAACUCAAGCGGCACUGACAGCGAGAAAUAAACAAGAAUAUAUGCUCAAUACACUCUUGGAAGGAAAAUUCCAGGAAUUUUGGGCCUCUUUAUGUACCCAAAAUUAAAUUAAAGAUAGCACUAAUUAAUGAAAGCUAUGAAAAUGGCAUAACAACAGCAAGAUCAAGAUUCCGCACCUGGUCCUAUCUAUAGUAACUUUUUCUUUUAGGAGCAACUGGUCGUAAAUAGUAAUGAGAGCAUAAGGAGAAGGAGUUGUUAAUAUAUAGUAAUAGCAGUACUUAAUGGCAAGUCUUGUACCUUU